This is a messenger RNA of Bipolaris oryzae ATCC 44560, 1266 nucleotides long. RefSeq lists its product as uncharacterized. Lineage: Eukaryota; Fungi; Ascomycota; Dothideomycetes; Pleosporales; Pleosporaceae. The coding region runs from base 1 to 1266 and encodes 421 amino acids. Gene Ontology annotation, cellular component: endoplasmic reticulum membrane. Gene Ontology annotation, biological process: positive regulation of GTPase activity; endoplasmic reticulum to Golgi vesicle-mediated transport. The record is from RefSeq and is a predicted model, not a curated record. The transcript is spliced from 3 exons. Gene Ontology annotation, molecular function: GTPase activator activity.
AUGGCUUCACCCACUUCGUCAGCCUCUCUAUCGCGCUCAGUGAGUGCCAGCUCCACCAGCCUCCCUUCGCGCCACUCCACUCCCGUUGCUACUCUUUCGCCUGCCGAGCAGGAGAAGGAGGCAUUGGUUCGCGCGGCCAUUGACAAUGACGAUGUUGCUGCCCUGGUCCAUCUGGCGACGACAUCGCACGGCCUUGUCAGCGACAGCCUGCGCCGCACUGCUUGGCCCCUCUUGCUAGGAUGCUCUGAGAGCGACAUAGCCAAGGAACCCCAUGCAGCCCUUCCCGAGCACGAGGACGAACAUCAGGUUGGUCUCGAUGUCAAUCGGGCCUUUGUCUACUACCCCAAGAAUGAAUCAGAGAACAAGCUUCAACAGCGGAAGAAGGACCUUUCCUACGUCAUCCUUGACGUCCUGCGCCGGCACCCCUCGCUAUCCUAUUUUCAAGGCUACCAUGACAUUGUCCAGGUCUUUCUCCUCGUCCUCGGCCCCGAGCAUGCCCCCGCCGCAGUCGCUCGCCUGAGCCUCCUGCGCAUCCGUGACUUCAUGCUGUCAUCGCUUGAGCCUGCCCUCGCCCAACUUGAACUGCUCCGGCCUAUUCUUCGCGCUGCCGACCCGGUCCUGUACGACCAUCUCCCAAAGAGCCAGCCCUCGUUUGCCCUUGCCGGCACUAUCACUAUGUUUGCACACAACAUACAAGACUACAAGGACAUUACGAGAUUGUUUGACUUCUUCCUGGCUCGGCAUGCUGUAAUGCCCAUCUAUCUCUUCGCUGCGGUUGUGCUUUCCAAGAGGGACGAGCUGCUAGAGAUUGACCAGGACGACGAAGACAUACUUUAUGUCAUGUUGGGCCGGCUUCCGCAGCCGUUUGAUGUCGAAUUUCAUAUCGCCCGGACUGUGGAACUAUACGAAAGACUGCCGCCUGCCCGCCUCAAUAGCUGGGAGUGGUGGCGCAUCUCAUCGUCCAGCGUGCUCAAAUCCUCUGCUACCAGCGACAGUCUUCGUCGCCUGACCUUGGAGGACGGAGAAAUGUUCCUCGCGCAGCAGGAGAGGGACCUCCGCCGACAACAGGUCCUGCGACGUGCGGCCAAGAAUGUCGAGUACCUCAGGCUACGUCUUUGGUUCUACCGCCGAUACGGCGCCGUCAGUCUUGCCGUUCUCGUUGGUGUCUAUGCCGUAUGGCUAGGACGAAAUGGAGACGUCAGUACUCGGUACCCUCUGCUUGGGCCUUUGGGUCAGUUCUUGAGCAAGUAUCUUGGCUCCCCGUGA